CAGACUGGGUCGAGAUUUUUGGACGCAGCUUCUCGAAAGGUUUGACCCUUCCAGCGUUCCGUACGGUCUCAGUGCUUCUCGUGUUGUGUAAAUAUGUGGGUUAGGUGUAUUUAUUGAUCUGUGUGAAGAGUACCUGGUCUGUAACUCCGUGUCUUAAGUUAACUGAUAACGUUACUGUAUUCAUAAAUAAAAUGGAGACCGAAAAUCGACUCAAAAAGAGAUCUCAUGGGGAGGAUGAACGGUGUGGCUCAGAAGGAUCAGAGGAUGACGAUUAUGUUCCGUAUGUUCCAGUCAAAAUAAGAAAACAACAAAUGCUACAGAAAAUGUUACGUCUGCGAGGAAAGGCGGUGGACGAGGAGCAGAAGGACAGUGGGGAGGAGCAGCGGGAUGAGGACGAGGGUCUCGGUCCACGCUCCAAUAUCAGUCUCCUUGAUCAGCAUCAGCACCUCAAGGAAAAAGCAGAAGCCCGAAAGGAGUCAGCCAAAGAAAAGCAGCUGAAGGAGGAGGAGAAGAUUCUUGAGAGUGUUGCAGAGGGCAGAGCUCUGAUGUCUGUGAAGGAAAUGGCCAAAGGUAUCAUAUAUGAUGAUCCAAUAAAAACAAGCUGGAAAGCCCCACGCUACAUCCUGAAUAUGCCAGACACCCGACAUGAGCGCGUCAGGAAGAAGUUCCACAUCCUGGUUGAUGGAGACGGUAUCCCUCCUCCAAUCAAAAGUUUCAGGGAGAUGAAGUUUCCACCAGCAAUUCUGAAGGGUUUGAAAAAGAAGGGUAUUGUGCAUCCCACACCAAUUCAAAUCCAAGGAAUCCCCACAGUUCUGUCAGGUCGGGACAUGAUUGGCAUCGCUUUCACUGGAUCAGGAAAGACUUUGGUUUUCACUCUGCCCAUCAUCAUGUUUUCCCUGGAACAGGAAAAAAGGCUGCCUUUCUUCAAGAGAGAGGGACCAUAUGGACUUAUCAUCUGUCCUUCACGAGAAUUGGCGAGGCAGACCCAUGGCAUCAUCGAGUAUUACUGCAAACUGCUGGAGGAGGAGGGAGCUCCUCAGCUGCGCUCUGCCCUCUGCAUCGGAGGAAUGUCUGUCAAGGAGCAGAUGGAGGUAGUAAAACAUGGUGUCCACAUGAUGGUUGCCACCCCUGGCAGACUGAUGGACUUGCUGCAGAAGAAAAUGGUGAGUCUGGACAUCUGCCGCUACUUGGCUCUGGAUGAGGCUGAUAGGAUGAUUGACAUGGGCUUUGAGGAAGACAUCAGGACCAUCUUCUCCUAUUUCAAGGGACAAAGGCAAACCCUGCUUUUCAGUGCCACUAUGCCCAAGAAGAUCCAGAACUUUGCCAAGAGUGCACUGGUCAAACCCAUCACUAUUAACGUGGGCAGGGCUGGGGCUGCCAGCUUGGAUGUCAUCCAGGAAGUGGAAUAUGUCAAAGAGGAGGCCAAGAUGGUAUACCUGCUAGAGUGCCUGCAGAAAACACCACCUCCUGUGCUGAUAUUUGCUGAGAAGAAGGCUGACGUAGAUGCCAUCCAUGAGUAUCUGUUGCUAAAAGGAGUGGAGGCGGUGGCCAUCCAUGGAGGAAAAGAUCAAGAGGAAAGAACAAAAGCCAUAGAGGCAUUCAAAGAAGGAAAAAAAGAUGUCUUAGUUGCCACAGACGUUGCUUCCAAAGGUCUGGAUUUCCCAGCUAUACAGCAUGUAGUGAACUAUGACAUGCCUGAGGAGAUAGAAAACUAUGUCCACAGAAUUGGAAGAACUGGACGAUCGGGCAAGACUGGUAUCGCCACAACGUUCAUCAAUAAAGGCUGUGAUGAGUCAGUAUUGAUGGACCUGAAAGCUCUGCUAGUUGAAGCCAAGCAAAAGGUUCCGCCUGUCCUCCAGGUGCUCCAGACGGGAGACGAGACCAUGCUGGACAUCGGAGGAGAGAGGGGCUGUACGUUCUGUGGUGGUCUUGGCCAUCGUAUUACAGACUGUCCUAAGUUAGAGGCCAUGCAGACCAAGCAGGUCACCAACAUCGGACGGAAAGACUACCUGGCUCAUAGCUCAAUGGACUUCUAAGAAUUUAUCUACAAAGGGAAGAUUCUCCAAAGUUAAAUGGAACUGAAAAACAUUUCUGGGGAAAUUGUACACUUAUGUGUAAUGUCACUGAACUGAGGAAGUGUAUUUUUUUUAUCAUCAGCUACAAAUUGUUUGCAAAUCUUUUAGAUAAAAUGAUUGGUUCCUUGCACCUUUCUCCCCAUUUCUCUCAUACUUGUUCUGUAUGAGUAGCCUUUGUAACAUACAUUUUUGAUACUCUGAUAAAUGUAAAUAAAACCACUCUAUAAUGUA
Molecule: messenger RNA, 2306 nt
Organism: Xiphias gladius (swordfish)
Lineage: Eukaryota; Metazoa; Chordata; Actinopteri; Istiophoriformes; Xiphiidae
Gene: ddx41
Product: DEAD (Asp-Glu-Ala-Asp) box polypeptide 41
Exons: 17
Coding region: 192-2036 (614 amino acids)
Biological process (GO): mRNA splicing, via spliceosome
Cellular component (GO): spliceosomal complex
Molecular function (GO): RNA helicase activity; RNA binding; zinc ion binding
Source: RefSeq, a predicted model, not a curated record